Diaporthe citri is the source of this 1722-nucleotide messenger RNA. RefSeq lists its product as uncharacterized. The record is from RefSeq and is a predicted model, not a curated record. NCBI's taxonomy places the organism in Eukaryota, Fungi, Ascomycota, Sordariomycetes, Diaporthales, Diaporthaceae. Gene Ontology annotation, molecular function: CoA-ligase activity. The coding region runs from base 1 to 1722 and encodes 573 amino acids. Gene Ontology annotation, biological process: secondary metabolic process. The transcript is spliced from 2 exons.
AUGGUGAUCAAAUCUCGCUGGAACAUCCCGAUCGACAACAGUUCUUUGCAGCAAUGGAUCUUUGGCUCGUCAAAGGGUCCCCUUCCGGACCGGAAGACCAUCAUCGAUGCUGAACGCCCAGACACCCAUUUCUUGACCUUCACCGAGUAUCGACUACUGGCCAAGCGUGUCGGCCUGGGGCUGCAGCAGGCCGGCCUGAAGCCCGGCGACAGGGUGCUCGUCUUCUCCGGGAACAAUCUGUACUUCCCGUCCGUGUUUCUUGGCGUCCUUAUGGCCGGUGGUAUAUUCACGGGUGCCAAUCCGACUUUUGUUGCGCGUGAGGUUGCGUAUCAGCUUCGCGACAGCGGUGCCACGUUCAUGUUUGCCGCGAAAGGCAGCCUGGACAUCGCAUUGCAAGCUGCGGAGGAAGCAGGCUUGUCGAAGGACCGUGUGUUUAUCUUCGAUGCAGAGACUGAUGCUCGGCUUGAGAAACCCACACCCGGAGUGAAUGGCCGGCAAAAAGGAGCGAGGCACUGGACCGAGCUCAUACAGGCCGGCAAGGCGCAGGCCGAGAGCUGGGACUGGGUCGAGCCCUCAGAUGCGGCCAGCACAACUUGCUGUCUAAACUAUAGCAGCGGGACGACCGGCGUGCCCAAGGGAGUCGAGAUCUCGCACCGCUCAUACGUUGCCAACUGCACACAGGUCCUGUUCGUGGCAAAGCUGGACCCGGAGCACGACGUCAAGAGAGACAGGGCUCGGGCACUCGCAUUCCUUCCGAUGUACCAUGCAUACGGCCAAACCUAUUUUGUCGCAAACUACGCUCGUCAAGGCACGCCAAUCUAUGUCAUGUCUCAAUUCGACUUCAUGAAGAUGUUACAGUACAUACAGAAGUAUCGCAUCACCACCUUGACCUGCGUGCCGCCAAUCAUUGUGGCUCUUGCGAAGCAUCCUGCCAGCCGCCAGUUCGAUCUGAGCAGCGUCGAGACUGUCGGGUCUGGCGCUGCGCCACUGUCUCAUGAAGUCAUGACGGAAUGUCAGAGCUUGUUCACCAAAAACGAAGUCGUCAUCAGCCAAGGCUGGGGCAUGACGGAGACAACUUGCACGACCCUAGCCUGGGAUAGUAGAGUAGAUGCGCGUGCUGGCGUGGGAGAACUCUACCCCAACAUGUCCGCAAAGAUCAUGGAGCUGGACGGGAAGACAGAGAUCCUGGAGGCCAACAAGCCAGGCGAGAUCUGGGUGAGCGGGCCAACCCUGCUGAGAGGGUACUGGCGCAAGCCGGAAGCAACCCGCGAGACGGUUGUGACCGAUCCCGACGGCACGCGGUGGCUGCGAACCGGCGAUAUUGCGCACUGCGAGGAGUACCGCACGGGGACGAUAUGGCACAUCGUCGACAGGAUCAAGGAGCUCAUCAAGGUCAAGGGGAACCAGGUGGCCCCGGCCGAGCUCGAAGGGCUGCUUCUCGAGCACCCGGCCGUCGCGGAUGUCGGCGUCAUCGGCGUGACCAUCGACGGAGAAGAGGUGCCGCGGGCUUACAUCCAGAAGAGCCAGGGAGCAAAGGCGACGGAGAAGGAGAUUGCGGAGUGGAUGGCAGAGAAGGUGACCAGGUACAAGCGCCUCAAGGGCGGAGUGGUAUUCGUGGAGGCGAUUCCGAAGAAUCCGUCGGGCAAGAUCCUCAGAAAGAUUCUUAGAGACCAGGCUAAAGCAGAAGUUGGGGACCGUAAACCAUUUGGUUCGAGAAUCUAG